GGUAGACCCGAUCGCCGCCACUCGGUGUGCAGCGACCGGCGCGAGAGGAAGUGUGCGGUCCGCUAGCGUCCGCUCUGAGUGCGCUUCGUCGGCGAGGGAAGCAGGCGGUGGAGAGUGGGUUGCGAGAGGUGGAAGUGGAGCAGGAGGAGCCGCCUCGAGUGGAAGGAAGGUGGAAGAGGGCCGCGGCUAGUGUGGACGGGAGGUGGAACAGGGGCCCCGGCCCGGACGAUUUUAAAACCCGCGUGUGUGUGCGGCGGGAGGGUGCAUUGGCUCGCUGUCCGCUUAUGUGAAACGUGUGGAGAGGGGAAAAGGGGGAAAGGCAGUGAACGAGUGAAGGAGGAGGGGGGCGUGUGAAAAGGGGAAGAGAAGAGGAGGGAAGACAGAAGGAAAGAGCUUCGUAUUUGGCCCGGGACGUCGCACACUUGACCGGGCAUGGAGGGGACGCAGAAGGUGUGGGUGUCCGACCAGACCCAUGGCUUCAUCCUGGGCAACAUCGAUGACCUGACGAGCGAAGGGGUGGUCGUGCAGCCUGUUGCCCGGGGAGCCAAGCCCAUCACGGCCGAUUACGACCAACUCUACCCAGCUGAGGAGGAGGACAACAAAGAUGUGGACGAUAAUUGUGCUCUUAUGUACCUCAAUGAGGCCACACUCCUCAACAAUAUCAGACUCCGUUACAAUCGGGAUAAGAUCUAUACAUAUGUAGCAAACAUCCUCAUAGCAGUGAACCCCUACAUCGACAUCCCAAACCUGUAUACCACAGAUACUAUCAAGAAAUACCAGGGCAGAUCCCUUGGUCAAAUGCCCCCUCAUGUCUUUGCGAUAGCGGACAAGGCUUUCCGAGAUAUGAAAGUCCUGAAGCAGUCACAGAGCAUCAUCGUCUCUGGGGAAUCCGGUGCUGGCAAGACAGAAUCAACUAAGUACAUCCUGCGCUACUUGUGUGAGUCAUGGGGAUCCAAGCUCGGGCAGCUGGAGCAGAAGAUCUUGGAUGCCAACCCUGUGCUUGAGGCCUUUGGUAAUGCAAAAACAACAAGAAACAACAACAGUUCACGUUUCGGAAAAUUCAUUGAGAUCCAUUUUAAUGAGAAACACUCAGUGGUUGGCGGGUUCAUCUCCCAUUAUCUGUUGGAGAAGUCAAGGAUUGUGGUUCAGGGGCCACAUGAAAGGAACUACCACAUUUUCUAUCAGCUCUGUGCUGGUGCACCUGAGCAGCUAAGACAGCAGCUGAAACUAGGGACACCAGAUCAGUUUAAUUACCUCCGCAAGGGCUGCACCCAGUACUUCUGCGGCAAGGAUACAGAAAAGUCCUUGGCAGCAAACCGUAAGAGUGGCAACCACCAGAAGAAGGGACCCCUAAAGGAUCCCAUGCUGGAUGAUGUGAAAGACUUUGCAACCAUGGACAAGGCUCUGAGUAACCUUGGACUCACCAGCCAGGAGCGACUGGCCAUCUACACAACUGUUGCAGCUGUGCUCCACCUUGGUAACAUCUCAUUCGAGGAUAAUCCAGAAGACACGAAAGGGGGUUGUAUGGUCUCGCCUGGCUGUGAAGGUUCAUUGAGCACAGCUGCCAGCCUCAUGGGUGUCGAUCCCGAGGAACUUAACCAGGCACUGUUGGCUCGCGUCAUGCAGACAAAUAAGGGUGGACUCAAGGGAACAGUUAUCAUGGUUCCUCUAAAAGUGUACGAGGCAAGUGGGGCUCGGGAUGCCCUGGCCAAGGCAAUGUACAGCAAACUGUUCGACUACAUCGUCCACCGUAUUAAUCAGAGCAUUCCUUUUUCGUCAUCAUCCUACUACAUCGGCAUUCUAGAUAUUGCUGGUUUUGAAUAUUUCCCAGUGAACAGUUUUGAACAGUUCUGCAUCAACUACUGCAAUGAAAAGUUGCAGAUGUUCUUCAAUGAGCGUAUCCUGAAGGAAGAACAAGCACUUUACGAAAAAGAAGGUCUUGGUGUUAGAAAAAUUGCCUAUGUCGAUAACCAGGACUGUAUUGAUCUGAUUGAAGCAAAGGGGAAUGGCAUUAUCAGUCUCCUAGAUGAGGAGAGCAAGCUGCCCAAGUCAUCGCACACACACUUCACGGCAGCAGUUCACAAUAACCACAACAACCACUUCCGCCUAGCCCUACCACGCAAGAGCAAGCUGAGGGAUCAUCGGGAGAUUAGAGAUGAUGAGGGCUUCCUCAUCAGACAUUUUGCAGGCGCAGUGUGCUAUCAGACGGCACAAUUCUUGGAGAAGAACAAUGAUGCCCUUCAUGCUUCCCUUGAGGCCCUAGUGCAGGAGGCCCAGAACAAGUUCCUGCAGGGGCUCUUUGCAGCAUCAGGAGAGAGCCACUCAGCCCGAGGGAAACUCUCUUUCAUCUCUGUGGCCUCCAAGUUCAAGUCACAGCUGCAGGAGCUUAUGGACAAACUAGGCAGCACGGGCACAAACUUCAUCCGCUGUAUCAAGCCCAACGUUAAGAUGGUUGACCAUGAGUUUGAGGGUGGAGCCAUCUUGUCACAGCUCCAGUGUUCAGGCAUGACCACUGUGCUCGAGUUGAUGCAGCAAGGUUUCCCCUCCCGUGCACCUUUCCAUGACCUGUACAACAUGUACAAGCGUUACUUGCCCCAGGAGCUGGCUAGGCUGGAUCCUCGGCUCUUCUGCAAGUCUCUCUUCAAAGCCCUGGGUCUCAAUGAUCGUGACUUCAAGUUCGGUAUGACCAAGGUGUUCUUCCGACCAGGCAAAUUUGCUGAGUUUGACCAGAUGAUGAAGAGUGACCCAGACAACCUCCAGAUGCUUGUAUCGAAGGUCAAGAAGUGGUUGAUGCAGUCCAGGUGGAAGAAGGCCCAGUGGUGCGCUCUUUCUGUCAUCAAGUUGAAGAACAAGAUCCUUUACCGCCGUGAACAGCUGAUCAUCAUCCAGAAGAACAUCAGGAUGUACCAGGCAAAGCAGAGGCAUCAGCCACGCUACAGAGGAAUUAUGAAAGUCAAGGGACUUCAGGGUCAACUGCAGCAGAUGUUAGCCAUCGUUAAUCAGCUGAAGAAGGACAAAGACUCAUCACUUGCCACUGUUCAGAAGCUGCAAAACAUGAUGGAAGCCCUCAUUCAGAAUAUCAAAGCUAAUGACAGAAUGACAAGGGAGCAGAUUGAACAUGAGCAUGCUGCUCUUGUAAGGUCUAUGAACAGCGAACUAGAUGCUUUGCACAAGAAGCUCUCACAGCAGAAGAAUGCAGAGGAGCAGGAAAGGCUUCGUCGCAUCCAGGAGGAGAUGGAGAGGGAAAGGCAGAAGAAGGAGGAGGAAGAGAGGAGGAGGAGAGAGGAUGAGCAGAUCAGGAAGAAGAAAACAGAGAUGGAACUAAGACGCAAGCAGGAAGAGGAACUACGCAGGAAGAUGGAAGAGGAGGACAGGAAAGCAGCAGAGGCCUUGCAGAAACAACUGGAGAAGGAAGCAGUUGAAUCAGAGCGUUUGGCCCACCAGGAAGAACAAGAGCGCAGAGAUCACGAACUGGCCCUUCGCCUUGCCAACGAAACCAACUCGGGGGUAGAUGAUCUGACCCCAUCUCUCAAGAGAUCAAGCAUGGUUGAAAAGCAGCGGCAACAAGCAGCCAACCAGAAGUACGAUCUGAGCCUCUGGAGAUAUGCCGAGCUGCGUGAUACUAUCAACACUUCGUGUGAUUUGGAACUGCUGGAGGCUUGCCGCAGUGAAUUCCAUCGGCGCCUCAAGGUCUACCACGCAUGGAAGGCAAAGAACAAGAAGCGCACCACAAUGGAGGAGAACCAGCGGGCACCGAAGUCUGUGCUGGAUGCAGAUAACAGAAAACGAGGUCGGGAGAGUGUACCUGCCUCUGAAGUUCCAAGAGAAGCGACCAAGUCCGUGCCAGCCCGUCCGAUCGCCAAGUCACCUGCAGCCGCUGGAGGAGGCAAAAACAACCAGCGUUACUUCCGCAUCCCAUUCGUUCGCCCGAGUGACCAGCACCGAGGGGAUCAGCAGCAGCAGAAGGGAUGGUGGUACGCUCACUUUGACGGUGACUGGAUUGCUCGCCAGAUGGAGAUCCACCCGGACAAACCACCAAUCUUACUCAUCGCAGGCCGUGAUGACAUGCAGAUGUGUGAGCUGAGCUUGGAGGAGACAGGGCUGACAAGGAAGCGUGGUGCAGAGAUUCUUGAGCAGGAAUACGAUAAAGAAUGGAGCCGUCAUGGAGGGAAGCCUUAUGAGCGCCCAGCAGAACGGAGACGCUGAUCUAGAUUGAUUGGGCUAGAUUAAUUGUUUGAUAGAUUGAUGAAUUUAUUUGGUUGAUGGAUUGAUGGAUGGAAAGGGAAAGUGAUAGAGAAAGAAGUAUAUACUGUAGUCAUCUUUCCUCCAGAUCGCCUUUGUCUCUUGGCUUUCUCUGGUCUUGUGAUUUUUUUUCUCUUACCCCGCCUGUGAUGUCACGUUUCCCCCAGAUAGACAUUGUUCUUUGUUUUUAGUUUGUAUGUCAUGUGAUUUUAGAUAUCAGAGAGAACAUGUGAUUUCCCAGAACAUUUUAUUCAUAUUAAGAGGAUUUUGGUGAUUUGGUUCAGUGCAUUAUUACUUAAGAAAUUUAUUAUUAUUAUUAUUAUUAUUAUUAUUAUUAUUGUUACUAUUAUUUUUUUGAUAUUAAGCACUCUUGAAGAAUUUCUCUUUGUGGAAUGAACACAAAACAGCCACACUCUAUGAACUAGUAAUAGCAGAUAUUUUUUUCCCCUCAUGAAUGGUUGAUGAGAUUAGAAAAAGAAAAGAAUAGCUUAAUAAAACCGAGAAAAAGAACAAAACUGAAACUAUUAAUUUGCAUAUGCCCUUGCAAGAUGGUCAGUAAAUAGAAAUAAACUUUUUGUAUCAUAAUCUCUCAUCAUAUUAGUAUCUUAACACAAGCAAAGUCAUAUAAUUGUGAGAAAUAUAGAGGAAAGAAACAAAAAUAGAGAGUGAAUUUAAGUAUAGCACUUAAGCUUGUUGUAACUCUAUUCAACACUAAGGGGAUGGUGAUUCCCAGCAUUCAUCUGAUAAGCAAUCGUGCAGAUGAUUGCUGUUGGUGCUUCCUUUGGUCUAGGGUGUGCUCUGGCCUAGGGUCAAGACACGCUACCAAUGUUGCCUUCAGGUGUGGCUGUACGGCACACUUAGACAUUGUUUUUCAUAUAUGACAUUUCCAACGUUCCUAUUUUGAACUGUAGGCAGAGCAUGUUUCUAAUGACAUUUCAAAGGACUCACCCAUAGUUAUGUGUACACAAGAUUACCAGAAGGUUUGUGAAUGGGAUGUGUUAUAAAGGGUGUGAUCUUGAGAGCAUAAAAAGGCAACCAUGUGAACAUCAUUCUCUUUAAUUUGCAGCAAAAGUGAUAAUUGAAGGGCAUUAGAACUUUCAAACUAUUGAGUAAUUACUAUGAUUAUGGAUUUUAUUUUUAAUGUAAUUAUUUUUUUAAUGGAUUUAUUUAUUGUUUAUCUAAUUGGUAUAAUAAGAAAUUGUGGGAUUAGAUAAGUGCAGCUUGUAAGCAUGGAGCUUCUACGUGUUGUAGGUAAUGACUGUGUUUCUCAUGUGGUGUUGUAGGGGAAAAGAAAAAAUGUAGUCAUUUAACAUUUUUAUACGCAUUUUAAGGCAUUUGUAUUCCCUCACGCUGAUGGUAUUUAUUAAAAGCUAAUGUGAAUAUCAUAUGGGAAGGUGCAGCUAUGUUUUAAUUUGUGAAUUUUUUUUAUUUUAACAGUAGGUAAGGUUGCUGUGUUUGUUAGGGGUAACCCCAUCCCUCCAUUUUUUUUUUUUUUUUUUCUUCUUUUUUUUAAUCCUUUUUUUGUGGACUUCAUAAUCACAUUUCUUUGUACUGCCAUUCUUGGCCAUUUAGAGAAAUUGUUUAUAAGUCACUCACGGACAUACAUAAGUAUAAAACAUGCACAUCUACACUUAACAACAAAUUAUACCUACAUAUAUGUAUACAGACAUUUAUUUGAGUUUGUAGAUGGAAAGAUAAAAUUGUAUGCAGUGAUUGCCAUUUUUACCAAUGUUAGCAAAUAAUUAUGAAAAACUGAUUACGUGAUAUAUAUGUAUACACUCAUGAAUAUAUGUAAAACAGCAGCUUCAGUAUAUCAUGUCCCAGAGUAUGCCAUUCCACAGCAUUACUUUUUUCAUUUUAUCAGAGUCUUAGCCAUUCCUCUUCUUUUGGGUCCAGUGGUGCAGCUGUUGUUGAUUCCAGCCCCCCCCCCCCCUUUUUUUUCUUGCUAUCGUUUCUCCAUAGAAACAAGUCAUUCCGUGUAUGUUGCUAGGUGCAGUGCCAAGUAAGUUGUGAGAUGCCCCUAUCAAGGUCUGUUAUUUUAUUUACAUUUUGGGAGGUUUGGCACUGAUGCACUGCAAGAUCUGUAUGUGGAGAAUUAAAACAGGCACAUUUCCUGAGGCUGGAAGUAGCAUAUAUUUUUGUUUUAGUCCUCCCAUUCUCCCUCCCUUACCUCCCUUCCACCCCUUAUUUUUGAAGUUGCAGUUAAAUAUGAAGACUAGGAUUUAGGAUAUGUUGAGUAACUGCGCUGUGUAAAAAGAUUCAUGUUGCUAACCAUUUUUGUUAAUCCGUGCUUUUUUCUUGGUGAAGGUAGUAUUGGUUUACUGUGGUUUUGAUUAUACUUUUUAUAGCUUGCCAACUUUUUUUGUUUUGUUUUUUUCGGUUACUAUGUUCCUUUAAAGCAAGAUUUUUUUUUCUUCUUUAAGUUGAUAUAUUGUGAAGUAGAAAUAUUUCUAGGAUUAUUUAGAUAUUCUAAGUGAGAUUAAAAACAAAAGAUGAAUUGUCUCUUUAUUUUUUCAUAAUUGCCAUCAUUACGCAAAGUGUAGCCAUGACUGUGGCAUCCAGGUUUGUGAAGAAAUCUAGUGAAGGUUAUUUAACAUAUAAGAAAAAGAUAUCCUAUGCAACUCUACUUAUAUCUCAGUUUAUUCUUUGGUCUCAGAUGUGUUUGUAAAGUGAGAGAUUUUGCAUUACUCUUUAUAGUUGUGGAUGGUUGUUCGUUCUUGGAAACAGAUUGCGUUCCAUGACGUGUUAGAGGGAAAGAAAUUAAAAGUCAUAACAUAAAUAUAUUUAGCUUUUAUUACACUUGAUGAGUAUGCAAGGUAGCUGACACAGGUCAGGCAUUGGCUAAUUUCUUCUAUUUCCUAAUCAAUAAAAUAGAAAAAAAAUAUCCAGAAAGAUUUUAAUAUCAAACUCAAGUUUGUUAUAUUAAUAUAAUAUUAAUGUUCAUAAUGCCAGCCUGACCUCAAAGCUUGAAAGCAGUAUCCAGUUUCCUGUCCAGAAGAUAUUUUCCCAAAAACUAUUAUAGAGCUUUGUUUCAGAUGAACAUAUUUUUUAUUUGAUGCAAUAAUAAGUUUUGCUUUAUUUUUAUUUAAUAAUUUUAUAGAAAUGUAAACAUAUUUAUCUAGAUUUAUGCUAAUGCUGGAGUGGCGGUGAAAUUAUUUUCAUUGUUUUUUUUUUUUUUUUUUUUUGAUAAACCAUCAGAUUGUAAUUUAUGUAAGAGGUCACGUAUAAUACCCACAAUUCCUUAAUAAAAAGGGAAGAAAAUGCA
Messenger RNA from Penaeus monodon (black tiger shrimp), 7507 nucleotides. RefSeq names its product unconventional myosin-VI-like (gene jar). Gene Ontology annotation, molecular function: actin filament binding; ATP binding; microfilament motor activity. The record is from RefSeq and is a predicted model, not a curated record. The transcript is spliced from 25 exons. Gene Ontology annotation, cellular component: endocytic vesicle; myosin complex; cytoplasm. The coding region runs from base 433 to 4206 and encodes 1257 amino acids. NCBI's taxonomy places the organism in Eukaryota, Metazoa, Arthropoda, Malacostraca, Decapoda, Penaeidae. Gene Ontology annotation, biological process: vesicle transport along actin filament; endocytosis; actin filament organization.